CCAUCCUCUCCUCUCUCCAAUUCCUUCCUUUUAACAUUCCACCACCACUUCCUUACUAAAGCAGAAGGAAGAACCCUUAACUCCAACAAGACCUCUCAAUGGAAGCCUCUCCAAAUCACCAGGAAAGCCCAAUUCCCACUCUCCUUCCAUCCCCAAAAAUUCAGAGUCCCAACAGCAGCACAAGUAGCAGCAGCAGUACCACCACUGCUGCCAUCACCACCACCCCCACAAACCCAUUACCUUCUCCACGCCUUCAGCCAAAACCCAUCACCAGAUCCGAGCCUGCCAACCCGUACCCGACCACCUUUGUCCAAGCUGACACCUCCUCCUUCAAGCAAGUUGUCCAAAUGCUCACCGGAUCCUCCGAGACCGCCAAGCUUGCUUCCUCAACCAAACCCACCCAACCCGAACCCAACCCCAACCCCAAAACCCAUAUUCCUCCCAUCAAGUCCAUACCCAACAAGAACAGGCAGCAAUCUGGGUUCAAGCUUUACGAACGAAGGAAUUCCCUCAAGAAUCUCAAGAUCAACCCACUCAAUCCCAUAUUUGCUCACAACAAUUCUGGGUUCUCUCCCCGUAAACCGGAGAUCCUUUCCCCGAGCAUUCUUGACUUCCCUUCUCUGGUUCUCAGCCCUGUUACCCCCUUGAUACCAGACCCAUUUGACCGAUCCGGAUCCACAAAUUACAGCAAUUGUUUCAACAACAAUGCAAAGCUCAACACUAAAGCUGAAGAAAAAGCAAUAAAAGAGAAGGGUUUUUAUUUGCAUCCGUCACCGUCCACCACGCCUCGUGAUUCAGAGCCCAGGUUGCUUCCUCUGUUUCCAACCUCCUCGCCUAGAGUUGCAGGUUCUUCGGUUUCUUCUUGAAUUAAUAAUAUUUUUUAGGGUUUUUUUUUUCAUUUUUACAUAUUAUUCGCAUUAAAAAUGGUAUCCAAACCAUCAUGUGAAGGAGGAGAAAGAGAUUUGUAAUGUUGGAAAUUAGCAGAGGAAUGAGAUAUAUCUCUCCUUCAAUUGCAAAAUUUGAUACUUCCUGACUUCAUUUUCUUCCAAUUUGUGUAAUAGGUAAGAAACUUGGUUAGAUAAAAAAAAAAAUUUAUUUUCUUUUCCAAAAUUCUGGUUGUAAUGCAAAAUUAUUAGUAAUGGUAAAUAUUAGCUA
Rubroshorea leprosula is the source of this 1155-nucleotide messenger RNA. NCBI's taxonomy places the organism in Eukaryota, Viridiplantae, Streptophyta, Magnoliopsida, Malvales, Dipterocarpaceae. The record is from the annotation of a GenBank genome assembly.